AUGAGCGUUUGGUGGGUGCCAGGCGAAAACUACGUGGAUCUAUUCAGCUCUCAGCCAUUUAGCAUCCACCUUUGCAAGGAAAUCGCUGGCGUUCGGGGGCCGUCGUCAUGCCAGUCCUUCCCACUCCAUGCCAGACGUUCUGUCGCCCCGUUGGGUGGAUACGUGGCAACCCUGUGGGCGCUUCAUGUAGGCAGCGAGUAUUGUGUGCGGGUAACACUUGCAGGUGCUGGUUCGCAGGUGGAUGGGGCGGGAGUGGCGCCUGUGGAGGAAGAGGUUUGUAAUAAUAAUCAUGAGGAAUUGGGGGCGGAGACAUUGGAAGAAUCUGAGCAGUCCAUUAUUGUCUCCACAAGGCCUUACGCUGAUUUCGCAAGCCUCCUGGGGCCAGCUGCUAUUCUUAACAUUGGUAUCCUCUAUCGCAAGGAUUUUCUCGACUGUGUAUUGUCGCAGAAUACGGACUAUAUGUACUUGCUGACGUGGAAUCAGCCAUUAGGGACAGUGUUGCAUCAUCUUUUUUUUCACUCAUUGUUUGCAGUUCCGGGAAUGUUGCUUGGGGAACAUGUAUUUGCACUUCCAAAUGAGAAAAGAGGUCGAUUCUGCUUGGAUCUUCAGCACGCCGUGUGCGCCUGGCGAAGCAGUAGGAAAAUCAGACGGCUCAUCUCGUGCGGUCGCUACGUAGUGGAAGUUAAUCGAGACAUCCGUGACUCGUUGCGCCUGGCACACGAUUACCAUAUGGAGAGAGUGGAGAGUACGUGGAUGAAGAAUUACUACAUCGAUAUUCUUGUCUCGAUGGCGAAGUCCCCAGAAUUUGGUGUGCGUAUCAUGUCGGUGGAGUUGCUCGAGAAGGCGAGCGGGAAGGUCUUGGCCGGCUGCCUGGGCUACGCCCUCGGCUCUGUCUAUCACGACUUCACUAUGUUCACAGCUGAACGCGCAACGGAGAGCUUUGGAACAGGCAUCACAAAAGUGCUGGGCGAGGCGCUGCAGUGUUGCGGCUACAACCUGUGGUACUGGGGUUCACGCUUGGGCUACAUGGCGCAGUUUGAGGCGAAGUACGGCGCCAGGUAUAUUUGCAAGGAGGAGUUCCUUGCGCGUUGGGCGCAGUGCCGCGAGCUGCAGCCCAACUGCUCAGUCGAUGAAUACCUGAAGUCGGGGAAGGGGAUGUUGCCUCACAUUGAGCGACACGUGUGA
Messenger RNA from Trypanosoma grayi, 1185 nucleotides. RefSeq lists its product as hypothetical. Gene Ontology annotation, biological process: protein catabolic process. The record is from RefSeq and is a predicted model, not a curated record. Gene Ontology annotation, molecular function: leucyl-tRNA--protein transferase activity. Gene Ontology annotation, cellular component: cytoplasm. Lineage: Eukaryota; Euglenozoa; Kinetoplastea; Trypanosomatida; Trypanosomatidae. The transcript has a single exon. The coding region runs from base 1 to 1185 and encodes 394 amino acids.